Molecule: messenger RNA, 1426 nt
Organism: Astyanax mexicanus (Mexican tetra)
Lineage: Eukaryota; Metazoa; Chordata; Actinopteri; Characiformes; Acestrorhamphidae
Product: chromobox protein homolog 5-like
Exons: 2
Coding region: 671-1426 (251 amino acids)
Source: RefSeq, a predicted model, not a curated record
CAAGAUAUCCAUUUUUUCGUUUCUUCUUGCUCUACUUGUGCUAAAUGUAAAACACCUAAGACUCUUCUGGCUGGUAAGCUUAUGCCUUUGGCCACUCCUGAACGCCCCUGGUCUCAUAUAGCCGUAGAUUACGUCACUGACUUGCCUCCUUCUAAUGGUUACACCACUAUCCUCACUAUUGUGGAUCGUUUUUCUAGAGGAGUUAAAUUUGUACCAUUUGCUACCAUUCCCACAGCCUUUCAAACUGCUCAGGCCAUUUACGAGGUUGUGUUUCGCCAUUUCGGUAUACCUGAAGAUAUAUUGUCUGAUCGGGGUCCUCAGUUUACAUCACGUGUCUGGAGGGCUUUUUUUGAACAUCUAGGUGUCACCGUAAGUCUCACAUCUGGCUUUCACCCAACCAGUAAUGGCAUGUGUGAGCGUGUUAAUCAGGAGAUAGGUAAAUUCUUAAGAUUAUAUUGCCACAAGAACCCCUCUGAUUGGUCCCAGUAUCUAGUAUGGGCAGAAAUUGCCCAAAACUCCCUUAUCAAUGCCACCACUGGACUUACUCCGUUUCAAUGCUUUCCGGGUUUUCAACCUCCCCUUGCUCCCUGGACAGCAGUCUCUUCUGAGGUACCGGCUGUAGACGACUGGAUGCGUCGCAGCGAACAAGUGUGGGAACAAACCCAUCAACAUGUGGCUACCUUGUUGGCCAGAUACAAACAACAGGCUGACAAGCAUCGUGGUAACACACCUGUCUACAACCCUGGUGAUCGUGUAUGGUUGUCUACGCGGGACUUCCGUUUCCAAGCCCCAUCCCGUUGUCACAGGUCCCUUGAAUGAGGAUGUGCCCGAGGUCGUCCCACCGGAGCCGUUGGAGAUUGGGGAUUCUUCCACAUAUGCUGUCCGGGAAGUCUUGGACUCCAGACGACGCGGGGGCAGCCUCCAGUACCUCAUCGACUGGGAGGGUUAUGGACCAGAGGAGCGUUGCUGGGUGGACGCUAAGGACGUGUUGGAUCCUAUGCUUCUGGCUGAUUUCCACUCCCGGUUUCCGGAGAAGCCGGCUCCUCGUCCCAGAGGGCGUCCACGACGCUCCCUGUCCAGUACUGCUUCCGUGCGUGGUGCCGCACGUUCCUGUUCCCCGUGUCCAUCUGGUUCAGCUUCUGGUCAGCCGGUGGUCGGCUCCUGUCCCUCGGUUGUUCCACGUGGGCGUCCUCGCGGUCGUCCUCGUCUUCGACCUGUGGCUGCCCCUUUGGGUGGGGGUACUGUCACGUCUGCCAAGUCUCUGUUUAUGUCCUCUGCCUCCUCCACGGAGCCUGGGAGCGCUCCGGCGCUAAAAGACUACAAUCCCCAGAACCUUAUGGACUACAAACGCGAUGACGUCACGACACACAUGCCGCGACGCCGUGACGUUCCCCCGAAGUGUAAUUUGUCUCCGGUGUAUUUAUAG